Messenger RNA from Pelobates cultripes (western spadefoot toad), 603 nucleotides. Lineage: Eukaryota; Metazoa; Chordata; Amphibia; Anura; Pelobatidae. The record is from the annotation of a GenBank genome assembly.
GAUUUAUGAAUGGUCAUACCCUAAAAACACAGCCCAAUGGGUACGGAUUGAGGCCAGUUUCUUCACGACACCAAUAUAUGCCAUACCCUGGCUUGACAACAGGACCAAACCGAAAACGCGCUCAGGGACAUCUCAUCCCACAAUCACACACACAGUGAAACUUUGGUCAACCAUUAGGAGAGACGAAUACCUCGCACCACACCCUUCACCACUCUACCCACUAACAGGAAACCCCUCCUUCCCCCCAGGUAUGGACCACAGAGCUUUUCAAAAUUUCCCCAAACAAGCACACACACUGACUCUGGGAGAUGUCCUAAAUGACCAUGGGGUCAUCCCCUUUGAACAACUACUACCCAUAGAAUCACAAACGGGAAUGACACGACUGAGACAUUCACAACUCAAACAUUUUCUGAACACAGACCCACCACUAUCACAAGGCUAUAGAACUCACACUCUAUACGAGACCCAAUGCGCCCAACACAACAUCCGGAGGGGCCACAUCUCCGCCUUCUACAAACAAUUGUGCCGACGAACAGAAGAACUCCUACCAACCUACACAACCAAGUGGGAAGCGGAGCUGGGGAUACAAAUGCAAGCCAAAGA